AUGAGAAUUAUUGAGAUCUUUUUCCACUUUCUGAAUGAGGAUGAACUGAUUUUAUGUUGUGACGAGGCUUCCAGAGGUAACCCAGGGAAUGCAGAAUAUGGAUUUAUAGCCAGAAAUCAUCUUGGUUCCUUUGUUUUUGCAGAAACUGGAGGCCUGGGAGUUACUACCAACUAUGUUGCAGAAUUUAUGGCUAACAUCAGAACACUGGAAUGGGCUUUUGAGAACCAGAAGUUCAAACUAAUUCUGGAAUCUGAUUCUAAGACAUGUAUUACUUCUUUAAUACAACAGAAAAUUCCAUGGUUUCUCUUGGCUAGAUGGCGGAGAAUUCUUGCUGGCUUCCCUUCGAUUUCCUACAGGCAUGUUUACAGGGAGGUAAACUUUUCAGCUGAUCAUUUUGCUAAAAAAGGAGUACACCUUCAGAAGGGUCAGAUAAUAGCUUUCAUUAACAAACCUAGCAACUUGGCUUUCCUUGAAUUCCCCGAGAAUAACCGCAGUGUUGUUGGCAGAAGCCAUAUUUGGCAACAAAACGAAGUGUACUGUUUGGCUGUCAAAAGUUAA
Papaver somniferum (opium poppy) is the source of this 558-nucleotide messenger RNA. RefSeq lists its product as uncharacterized. Bases 1 to 558 code for a protein of 185 amino acids. The transcript has a single exon. The record is from RefSeq and is a predicted model, not a curated record. Gene Ontology annotation, molecular function: nucleic acid binding; RNA-DNA hybrid ribonuclease activity. NCBI's taxonomy places the organism in Eukaryota, Viridiplantae, Streptophyta, Magnoliopsida, Ranunculales, Papaveraceae.